Megalops cyprinoides (Indo-Pacific tarpon) is the source of this 2701-nucleotide messenger RNA. Its product is annotated as TNF receptor-associated factor 2. NCBI's taxonomy places the organism in Eukaryota, Metazoa, Chordata, Actinopteri, Elopiformes, Megalopidae. The record is from RefSeq and is a predicted model, not a curated record. Bases 333 to 2057 code for a protein of 574 amino acids. Gene Ontology annotation, molecular function: ubiquitin-protein transferase activity; ubiquitin protein ligase binding; tumor necrosis factor receptor binding. Gene Ontology annotation, cellular component: plasma membrane signaling receptor complex; cytoplasmic side of plasma membrane; cytosol. The transcript has 12 exons. Gene Ontology annotation, biological process: tumor necrosis factor-mediated signaling pathway; positive regulation of JNK cascade; protein K63-linked ubiquitination.
CGGAAAACGAUGGCAUGGAACCUCAUCAAACAUGCGUCUUAUGUAUCGUAGGGAAAUUCCCAUACGGAAUUUCGUUGAAAACUGCAUGGAUAACGGUAGCUCCUACGCCUAGGCAUUGCUAUAGGAAUUAUCUGCACACGUGUGCGUAAUUUCCCUACGUAUUGCUUAAUUUAUGUGAAACGCGGACCUGACCAGCGAAGGUUUCCUGGAUACCAAAAUAUCAACAAAGAAAAAAGGGUUGAGGCCUUCUGUUUUCCUCCUGCAACGCUUGCACCACUAACGCUUAAUGUGAUAUAUGUUUCAGAUGGCAAAGCGUGUGUAUAUGGCGUAUAAUGGCAACGCAAGACCCAUCGCCACCCUCAUCGCUGGAAGGCAACAAAUUGGGCUUCCCGAAGGAAAUUCUGACGAACAAGCUUGAGGACAAACACCUGUGCAACUCUUGUCAGAAUAUUCUGAGGAGACCCUUUCAAGCUCAGUGCGGGCAUCGGUUUUGUUCUUACUGCUUUAACAGAAUUGUGAGUUCUGGACCACAAAAAUGCAGUACUUGCAUUAAAGAAGACAUAUUUGAAGAGCCAACAUCAAUUCUGAAACAAGGCGGCGCUUUUCCUGAUAAUGCAGCUCGUAGGGAGGUGGAGGCUCUGGCUGCAGGGUGUCUCAAUGAGGGCUGCCUGUGGAAAGGAAGUAUUAAAGAAUACGAGUCAAACCAUGAGGGAAAGUGUGAGUUCAUGGUUAUUCCUUGCCCCUCAUGCAAGGAGCUCAUCAGAUUCAACGAGCAGGAACGUCACAAUGAACGGGAGUGUCCAGAGAGGACCUUGAACUGCAAGUACUGCAAAGAGCCAUUUCAUUUUAAAAACAUAAAGGCUCACGAUGAGAUUUGUCCCAAAUACCCAAUGAUUUGUGAAGGCUGUGCAAAGAAAAAGAUUCCCAGGGAAAAGUAUGUGGACCAUAUUAAAUUCUGUAGUAAAUUCAGAACGCCCUGCAGAUUUCAUGUCGUCGGGUGUGACAUGUCAGUGGAGAAGGAGAAGAUUCACGACCAUGAGCGUGCCUGUUCGUAUGAGCACCUGAACCUGCUGCUGGACUACAUCAUGGGCCUUAAGGUGAACUUGGAGGCCCUGCAGCCACAGAGCUUGGAGGUUGCCAGCCACAAGGUCCAUGAGCUGCACCAGUCUCUGCGGGACCUGGAGGUGAAGGUGGGCCAGCUGAGUGCGCAGACAGCUCCCGUGCAGGGAGCAUGCGGCCCCGCCCCCGUCCCCAUGCCCGCCCCCCUGCCCACCUCCUUCACGCCGCUGCCCAGCGCGGUGGGCGCGGCCCUGGAGCUGCAGCUCCACAGCGAGAAGGCCAAGGUGGCAGAGCUGAGCCGCCGAUGUCAGGACCUGGAGCUGAAGACGGGCACCUUCGAGAACAUUGUGUGCGUGCUGAACCGGGAGGUGGAGCGCUCCGCCACCACCCUCGAGGCCAACAACCGGCAGCACCGGCUAGAUCUGGACAAGGUGGAGACCCUCAGCAACAAGGUGAGGCAGCUGGAGAGGACAGUGGGCCUGAAGGACCUGACCAUCGCGGAGAUGGAGGGCAGGUUGCGGGAGAUGUCGGCCACCACCUUCGACGGCAUCUUUGUCUGGAGGAUCUCUGACUUCACAAAGAAGAGGCAGGAUGCCAUCGCUGGGCGAGCUCCGGCCAUGUUCUCUCCAGCGUUUUACACCAGUAAAUAUGGUUACAAGAUGUGCCUGCGCAUCUACCUGAAUGGAGAUGGAACGGGGCGUGGCAGUCACCUGUCCCUUUUCUUUGUGGUGAUGCGAGGCCUGAGUGAUGCCCUGCUCAAGUGGCCAUUUAACCAAAAGGUGACGCUCAUGCUGCUGGACCAGAGCAACCGGGAGCAUAUCAUUGACGCCUUCCGGCCCGAUGUUACAUCCUCAUCCUUCCAGCGGCCGGUCAGUGAGAUGAACAUUGCUAGCGGCUGCCCGCUCUUCUGCCCCCUCUCCAAACUGGACUCCAAAAACUCCUACAUCCGCGACGACACCAUCUUUAUCAAAGCCAUCGUUGACCUGACUGGGCUCUAGCAGCUGUGCCCGGCGACAUUUUGGCUCCUCUAGUUUCCUCACUCCCCAUCCACCUCCCAUAACACACAAUCCCUCAGUCAGUCUGCAGUUUCUCUCACACGUAGUGCCUGUAGUUCAGCUUGUUCUGGGAAAGGUGACACAAUGGUACAUGAACUGGAUUUGUAUACAGGAAGGAUGCAAGUUCAAAUCCCAAGAGGAGUGCCUAUCUUACACCCUUUGAGCAAGGCACUUAAGCAUCAGUGUUGCUUUAGUGAGUUUCCAGCUGUAAGUGGAUACAAUGUAAAAUGUGUGCUGAGUCAGUGGCCCUGGAUAAGGAUGUGUACCAAGCAAGUGAACUUGUAGUUUUCUUUUGAAGAAGUAUUUAUGGAGUUGGGCAUGUUCGCCCUGUGUUUGAGCACAGUCUUGCAUAUUUGCUGCAGUAGACCCUCCAUGCAUUGUCAUGCUUUCUUGGGGGGUUACCGCUGUGCUUCAGUGUCUCCACCUGGUGGCAGUGUAGUACUAGGAAUAGUAGUACUAGGAAUAUAAAAACAUCAAAACAAAAAAAAAAACACUGUAUAUGUGUGACAGAAGCAGGCAGUAGUGGAACAACAUGUUCAGUUUUUGCUAUUUGAAAUUGGGCAGCUAGACAGAAAACUACAAAGACU